AUUUCGAGAAGGUGAUACAGAAUUGAAAAAGGUUUCAGACAAAAGUUAUGUGACUUCGAGGGGAAUAUAAGAUGGUAUCAAUCACACAUCGGUUUGACUUUGGAUGACAUUGUCAAGAUCACUUUGAAUAGUUUUUAAACGGAAUCCUCCAUUUUUUAUCGCAUAUUCUCAUAAUUAAUUACACAUUCGUAGCUUACCUCGAGAGCUUUUCAAAACACUAUAAUAAAAUAUUCUUUCAUUAAGUACUUUUCAAGUUAGAAUGCUUAAAAGUUGCAUUACCCAAGGUGUCCGACCGACGCGACGGCUAAAACCUCUUAAAUAUUGAUCAUGACUCACUUACUAUUUUGUUGAGCAAUCUAAUCAUUAUUAUCACUUUAUUUUCAUUUAUCAGCUGUGAUGAUCGUUAGUAGGGCAGGAAUUAAGAAAUUUACGCGGACGGAUCUUCCACCCCUCUUUUAUAAAGAUUAAGCUUGUUGUUUAUCUAGAAUGAAGACGUUAUCCCAGAAUGAAGACGUUGCCCAUCGAGCCUAGCGCGCGUGUGACGCCUAUUUUAAUGCCGCGCUACUGUGAGUCGUGCGUUCCUAUAAAAAGCGGCGGCGAUUAUAUCGACAUUUAAACGAUAAGGAAUCUACCCAGCGUAGAGCCGUACCUACGUAACGACUGAACCCGAUAAAAUACGAUAAUCUUCGAUGUCAUAAAACGUGUCUGCGACGAUUAUUAAUCGUCAUUAAAAAAAAAAAAGAAAGAAAUGUCGGCGACACAGGUAAGAGAUGGUGACUCGCAAAUUCAUCAGAUCGUUCGUUCGGGGAAGUUUCAGAGAGGCGAGGGUUGCGUCGAGUCUGUCCACCGAACAUUGUCAACCUGCGGCGCAGCGGUAUCAAAGAGCGUAACGUCGCGACGACGACGACGACGACCUCCACGGCGAAUAUCAGGGGGAGCCCAGCGAUGAAGCAGGAACCGGAAGACGAGGAAGACUGUUAUCUCGACGAAUCAAGCAUGCCGGCUGCGUCAACGACACCGCCACCGCCGCCGACGACAUUGCCGCCGACGUCGUCCUCGUCAUCAUCGUCUGGCCGGCACGGAAGCGUCACGCACCGCGUGCGCUCCCACGCGCGUAGCUUACGUGCCAUGGCGAAUCCCAGUGCGGUCUGGGCACACUUCGAUCUAUGCACUAACGAUCCAUUGCGCGCCCAGUGCCGCAUCUGCGGGGCGGUCGUCGUUAGAGGCGGCGCAAAUCCGCGCCAGUGUGGCACGACAAAUUUGCACCGGCAUCUCAGGGUACAUCACGGAGGCAGACUGAUCGGCAGACGUUAUCAUGUUUUACAGUCAACGUCCCAAGGCAGUACAAGUACGAAAGCAAUAAGGAUCGCAACGCAAUCCUUAGUGAGACCUCACAUUCGUAACAUCGCACCAGCGCCGCUACCUCAGCAACAGCAGUCACAGCAGCAGCAGCAACAACGGCAACCAAAGACUCUCGUAUUAAAAACUAUUCCGUUGAAAGUGAAACAAGUUGCACCUACAACUAUCAAAAUGCCAUCGCGACAAACUAAUCAAGGAUCCCACAAUGUCGUGCAUCAGCAACCUACAGAAGUUUGUCUAAGGUGGAACAGUUACCAUAGUAAUAUGCAGAAUAGCUUCCCGUCGUUACUGGACACAGAACAGUUCGUCGAUGUGACCCUGGCAUGUGAAGGGCGGUCUCUGAAAUGUCAUAAAAUGAUUUUAUCUUCCUGCAGCGACUACUUGGCAGACUUAUUACGGGAGAAUCCGUGUCAACAUCCUAUUAUUCUAAUGAAGGAUUUGAAAUUUUGGGAGGUGGAGGCAUUAGUUAAAUUCAUGUACCGUGGGGAAGUCAACGUCGCUCACGAUAAAUUACCGCAACUAUUGAAUGCCGCCGAAGCGUUACAGGUGAAAGGAUUAGCCGGUCCGAGUCCCUCAUCUCAAAACACAAAAUCACCGUUACUUAUACCUCAAACGAAGCCAUUGUCGUCUCAACAUGUAGUUCCUAGAGGUACCACCGAAUCCAAAGAGAAUAAAACAUCACCUUCAAGGGUGUCUAUGUCUUCUAGUCCUAAGCGCGCGCAAAAGCGACAACAGUCCGAAUCUGUAGAGUCAAGACCUUUUACCAAAAUACGUCUGCAGCGACCCAUCACGCCAACGUCUCCAUGCGCGACUGUAAAACUGGAGCCUUUAGAUAUACCUCUUAGCCCGACGGAGAUAUUCUCAGAGAAUAACGAAGUCACAGCUUCCUCAGACUUUGAAAAACUUAUGAGUUUACACGAGGAAGACGAUCCAGGUGGCGAGGAAAUUAACGACGGAGACGAGAGACUACAUUUUUGUGAACUGCCAGCUCCGCCAGAUUUAAACGAUAAUGAAGAUCAAAUGGAGUUUGUACCUACAGAUUUUCUAGAGCAACAGCAAGACAUUGUCGAAGAACCAGAAUUAAGUUGUAAUAAAGAUAAUAAUAAAAAAGAGUCUCUUGAUUAUGCUUCCGCUGACGUUGGCGAGGACAACGAAAUCGAGCAUAAUGAGAAACAGCCCUUGAGAGAAAAGAAAGUGACAUAGUAAAAUAAGAUAUAGAGAUAUCUUAAAAUCUAUGUAAUAAUUGGAUUAUACUACAAAUUUCAAUGAAAACUAGUGUAAGAAUAUCUGCAAUUUGUUUUUUUAAAACUCAAGCGAAAAAAUGCAUUAUAACGACAAACUGAAUCAGAGUCAUUAUAUAAGAAUCAAGAACCAAAAUAAAACAGAUUGUUAUUUUUGGAAUCUAUUAAGAAUACUUUAGAAAAUUUAUCUUUAAUUUCGCUGUUGUAAUCAUGAGAUCUCUAAUCGAAGAUUAAAUCUUAUUAUGUAGAGUUUGGAGAAUUUCAAAGAAGGUACAAUACAUUAGAUAUUUCCGCUAGUCGAACGCGUAUUUUUUCUCGCAAUGUGUAUAUUUAUUUAAAUAUCUACAUGUAUUAACUUCGUAUAUAUACAAAUGAUACAAGCGUCUGCUAUAGAUUGCGCAUUUAUUUUUAAAAGAGUAAUAUAGUGUCCGCUUAUAACGAAUUUGAUUGUCUUGUCAGCGGACGUGGAUUUUAUGUUGUGAAAAAUUUGAAUUUUUAAACUCUAGACUUGUGUUGUAUAACUUAUCUUGUCUAAUGAAAAUAAUAAUGUAUUAUGUAUCGAUUCGUUGCGAAUUGUAAUUAUUUAUAUAUUGGAUAUAUGCCGAAUAAAUUGUCAUUGACGAUACUCGCAUUGUACGCGACUGAAUUAUAGAUGUAAAUUGUAAUGAAUGAUGAUACGUCUCACAAAUAAACGGCUAUUGCAACAUGCA
This is a messenger RNA of Acromyrmex echinatior (Panamanian leafcutter ant), 3310 nucleotides long. RefSeq lists its product as uncharacterized. Gene Ontology annotation, biological process: regulation of transcription by RNA polymerase II. Gene Ontology annotation, molecular function: protein binding; DNA binding. NCBI's taxonomy places the organism in Eukaryota, Metazoa, Arthropoda, Insecta, Hymenoptera, Formicidae. Gene Ontology annotation, cellular component: nucleus. The record is from RefSeq and is a predicted model, not a curated record.